Molecule: messenger RNA, 1111 nt
Organism: Lotus japonicus
Lineage: Eukaryota; Viridiplantae; Streptophyta; Magnoliopsida; Fabales; Fabaceae
Exons: 2
Coding region: 226-756 (176 amino acids)
Source: RefSeq, a predicted model, not a curated record
AUAGGACAUGCGUGCCUCACCAACGCUUGCACUAAAACCAGCACGCACACACUCUCAUUUGUCCUACUCUUUUCUCUUCACCCACUAGCACCCACGACCCAAAACCUUCCUCCCACUCAAAUUUCUUCAAGUUUUCAUCAUCUGCAUUAACACCCACUACUCCAUAAUCAUUUUUUGGUCACUUCCACUCUUUAAUUCAUCCCUCAUCUGAAAAAUUUCUUCAAGAUGUCACCAAAAGGUGCAAGUUCUAGCUCUGGUACCAAGAAGAGACAAAUGCCUAUUUUCAAGAAUCCUUCUAAGCAACCCAUAAAGGAGGAAGAGUCACUUAUCCCCAUCAACUACAAUGAGCAUGAGUUUGGAUUAGCAUCUAAUGAGAAGUAUUACAAUGAAAUUGUUGCAAAUGCUCAGAUGAUAAAUGAGAGGUCGGUCUCAAUUCCAUCUGGAAAAGACUCUUGGGGGAUUGGUGCUGCAAUAGUGCAAAGAAGAUGGAGUGUGGUGUUAUGCAAACCAGCUCCUCUAGGAUGUGCAAACCUCGUCACUGAGUUUUAUGCUAAUGCUCAGUUUGACUCUUCCAUACCUACUCCUUCCGAGCCAACAUACAAAUCCUACUGCAAGGGAGUAGUGAUUGACUAUAGUCCUGACACAAUCAGGAGGUUCUUGAAGUUGUCAUUUCUAGCAGUAGAGGCCAGAAUUUUUGGAACAGAUAAGCCCAACUUUCAUUUCCCCUUGAACAAUACCCAAAGGAGGAGGUUCUAGCAACUGUUGCUAUCCCGGGAGCCAUUUGGAAGGACAGGAAAGAUGAUGGAGAAGUGGAGGGGAGAACUACUCCAAGGUAUAUUCUCAGGCAUAUUUGUAAACCUAAGGUGAGAGUGUGGUGUCAGUUCGUGUUGGACACCAUAGUUUCUUCCAACAAAACAAAGGUGCACCAUGAAGCCGCACUAUGUAUAUAUUGUUUGAUUAAGUAGUACCCCAUUGAUGUUGCUAGGAUUAUUUCUUGGAGGAGGGGGGCCUUCGGGUGCCUUACCCCAACCCCAUUACCAAUGUAACGCCCCAAUUUCUCAGGUGAGGAGUCACAUUAGUAACCUAACAAAGUCUAAGGACUAUUUCGUAA